GAGCCAGUAUCCUCCAGACUUUGUCUUCGCGUAGACGAUGCUGAGACCACUUGACAUGUCGUGGUCGUGGAACGAUCACUAUCAAACUAUGGCAAUCUAGAAUAACAAUGAGAGCUAGAAGAACUAACCCUAUGUAGCGCUAAGGUGAAUAAUAUUCCUGCAAAAAAAGAUGUCAGCCAAAAUGUCCGCUGGUCGCGCAGCGAAAAAGGCUGGCGCCGCGUUCGACGAUGAUGCAGUAGAUCGGAAAAGAGCGGACGGCACUCACCCUGCCGAUAGGAGGUUGCAGGAAGCUUUACAACUGGCGCAAAGUAAGGAGCCUUUCAUCUGGCAAACAAGGAGUGGUGACAAUGACGACGAGAAUGCAACAGCAACUGGUGAGAAUAAGACUCAACCACCAGAAUCAACGUCGAAGUCACCCUCGGACCAGGACGACGACGAAAUGCUCGAAGUGGACGAGUAUUUCUACGAACAUUUACUCAAAGACGCCGAAGACGAGAGCGAAGACGCUUUGAACGACCAAGACGUUCAGGUUUUCGCAGAGUUUUGCAGUCAUGACGAUGCAGUGGAUGAAAUGUUAUGGGAAACACAGGCGCAAAUCGAUAAGGAAAUCAACGAGCACGACGAUGCUGUAAAUCCACCAUACGAGUACGAGAAAUCGCCCACGACCUCGACUGCAGGGAGUGGUAGUACAACUAAUCCGAUCGUUAGCACGAUUUGUGAAGCAUCUGGUGCAAGCGGUGUCCGGUUUCGAGGUUCGUCUGAUUUGCUGAAAGAUAGCGAACAAAGCCACAAGAGCGAAAAUCAAACCAACAACGUCGCGUCUCCUGUAGGACCGCCAACUAUAGGAGGGACGCCGCUGGAGCAGGUGGGGGGCAGCAGCUCCUCGACUUCUGUGUCAAUGAUAUGGAUGUAGGUCAUUUUUUGCAUCCUGAACCUGACGGGUCGAUCCUUGUUACCGUGCUGCGUUCUCUUUCCAUACGGUGAAAUACAAGUAAGGAGUCGCUGAGUCACCGAGUGAGUCAGACACUUUUUACUUCGAUGAUUUCUUCUGGAAGGUAGCUCUACCGGCAGGAGGUGGAUGGAAAAAAGAAAAGCUACAAUUUUCAUAACUAAAACCAGAAAAAAAGUUACUCAUAGGCAAGCUGUUGUCGAAAUUUCCUUUGCAAGAACUGAAGCUCUUCCGUGCCCGCAUUGCUUCUGCCAACACGCCACAGGAGAAAAUGCAGCUCCUCAGAAUGCAGGUAGAUUUGACAAAAGUACUACUACCGUCAGGUUUAAGAUUCAGCAUUCCCUUUGUUAUCACAUACUGCGACAAGCAAAUGCCCUAGAAGAGAGAUUGCAACUUGUUCUACCCUAGUAUCCUACUUAUUCGCAACAGAUUGCAGAAUCGUACUUGCGCUUGACUGGAUGCAAGCUACGCAAAAGCCGUGGCCAAUCCUCGUCGCCACCAGAGGCUGGACGGCGUAGGGUCCGGAAACGAGACGUCAUUCGCAAGCUAUUGCUAAGGCUCGCACCAAAACCAAAACUUUCACUAUAUCAGUAUCCGCAUCCAUUGAAAUUAUCUCACCAUCUCCUCUACACGUUGUGCGCGAACUGAAUCACGAGGAGCUUUUCCUCCAUAUCCAUCGAGCUAGAUCUUCCUCUAUUCGAGAGGGAUCAGGCUCGGGUCGUGGCCAAGGUGGCAUGAGUCGAUAUGUGCUCCCCCUUUGUUCUAAUCACCCGGCGGUACGGCGACUGGGAGUUGGUUCAGCAGUUGAUCGAGGACAAAAAGCAAGAACCACGAUACAUCAAGUUUUUCGACAAGGUUUCGUUUACUUGCGGGAUAUUGAACGUGAUUCUGCUGUGCUACUUCAUCUUCGGACCGCGCAAAUUUCUCCUCGUCCCUUACCUUUACGAAAAGGCUUUCUUUGAUUCACCUAAUACUGCUAUACUUCAAGUCGUCAUCUUGUAGUGGUAGCCCACAGUCAAUAUUCCAAUCCACCUUCAAAGAUCUUUCUAACUCUUCUACACGUUGCAAUGGUGUGUUUUGAUGCCGUGUCGCAUCGUGAAGUAUCGACGGGAGAAAAACGAGUACUUUCUGUGGGACUUUUGCUACAGCGGCAAUUUGUUGCUGCUUCUCUAUCUGUGGGCGUUUCCUGACUCUCCUACGCUUUUUUGUGCUGCCUUCGGCGUCGCAUGUGGACCCCUUUUGAUGGCGAGUACGCUUUUCCGAAACUCCUUAGUCUUUCACUCGUGGGAGCAUUGCACUAGCGUACUUGAAUUGUUUUUUAGGUUUUAUUUUGAAGAAUUUUUGCUGUCAGCUUUAUAUUGUAGAAAGGGAUCAUGCAGUGGCAUUUUCCGGGAAAAAAAGUUCUCAUCCAUAGACGUAAUCUGAUCAUGUUCAGGUUUUCAUCCACGUGAUGCCUUUUCUCUGCUGUUAUCUCCUACGGCACGAGUCAGAAUCGAUUUCCUCCACGUCACUUUUUCGCGGUCGGCCACUGCAUUUCGCACAUUUUCAACCGGAAGCGGCGCAAGCGAGCUUCUUCAAUCUCUGCCUAUUACCGUUGCUUUUCUAUUUAAGGCUUGACUUCCAUCUCGAAGAUUACUGAAAAUGAAACUGAAGCUCAACAUUUCUUCGUUAGAAAAGUGCUAUUGAUAUUGAUUGGGUGUAUCUAUAUCUCAGGAAGUCUGUCCUAGCUCCUCUUCUUAUUCCAUGUUGGAUAGCAGCGGCUAAGUGAUGUUGUAGCACUACGUUUCGGUUCCCAUUUUCUAACGCAUAUUUGCCAGCAGGUUGUUAGCUACAUCGCUGUGUACUACAUCUGGCCGAUUCCGGAUGACCCUAGCUAUCUCAAUCUCUAUCGAUGGGUCUCGCGUGCACAAUGGGCUAAAAACAUUCUCAACAAGAUGCCAGGAGAUGCGAGGUAUGUCUUAUCGCAGCUAGUAGUUAUUCUUAUUCCACAUUCAAUUUCUCUGAAUGAACUACCAGAGGCCGCAGGUGAAGAAGGUGCCUUUUUUCAUUUUGACUCUUUUCCAACCAGCACGACCACCCAUCCGCCUCCAUCUUCCUCUCAAGACUACUCUUAUUCUUAUACUAGAUACAUAGUUGUUACAACUGCAGCACCUCAUCUCAAAAGGUAUCACGAGUUCUGGUACAUUUUUUUGAAUGUCGUGUUUGCUUUUGUGACCAUGGUUCCUACGAUAUUGUGGUACCAGAGCAAGCUGGCGAUGGUGGUGCUUGGGAUUGUGACAAUCACGGUUAAUAUCUGGAAUGGCGCUUCCUUCUACGUAGAAGUCUUCAGUCGAAAAUACCAAUUGCAUCUGAAUUAAGGCCGUGAAAAUAACACAUACUUAGAACAAAUUGCACUUUUUUUUUCAUUUUCAGUAGAACAACAACAAGGAAACGACGACGACCACGACCACUAUCUAGAAUUUGAAAAAAUCAUCACCAGAUCACUUUGCGUUCGAUGUCCCUGACAAUGAUGAAUUUAAUUAUGAAAACUAGUUCCUCUAAUUUAGGCAGCAGGAGGAACUGCGGACCCUUCGCGCAGAAAAGCAGGUGCGUGAAACACAGAUGAGUGGCGCUGUGAGUACCUCAUCAUCCUUAUCGGACCAUCACGCGAUCGGUUCACCUUCAGCAAGUAUGAACGGAGGAGGGGCUGGAAACAUGCCGCUAUCAAAUACGAGUACAGCAAGCAGUGGGGAUGGCACCAAAAACAUGAAGAGUAGCUAGGGGCGGAACAGUAUUGCAGACAUGAAACUGAGAGACGACACCUGGAUGGACGUACCCAUCAUAGUGAGCUGUAGGACUUUCGAUGUGCGCAUGAGGACAGUAGAGGAGAGACCGAACGAGGCAAGAGGUCUGGGCUUUAAACCUUCGCAAACGAAGCAACCGAUCCAUAUCAGCGAUAAUGUUGUCUGUUGUCU
Amoebophrya sp. A25 is the source of this 3903-nucleotide messenger RNA. The record is from the annotation of a GenBank genome assembly. NCBI's taxonomy places the organism in Eukaryota, Dinophyceae, Syndiniales, Amoebophryaceae.